This is a messenger RNA of Arabidopsis lyrata subsp. lyrata, 1295 nucleotides long. RefSeq names its product NADH--cytochrome b5 reductase 1. Gene Ontology annotation, biological process: electron transport chain. Lineage: Eukaryota; Viridiplantae; Streptophyta; Magnoliopsida; Brassicales; Brassicaceae. The coding region runs from base 216 to 1061 and encodes 281 amino acids. The transcript is spliced from 9 exons. The record is from RefSeq and is a predicted model, not a curated record. Gene Ontology annotation, molecular function: cytochrome-b5 reductase activity, acting on NAD(P)H.
GUGUUGCAAAAGAGGUAACUAUAGAACGUGAUGGUGGUAGGUUUACCAGAUCCCAUACCCUCGUUUUAAUGGCGGAGAUAACAAGGGAAAGAGACUACUCCAAAUCAAAGCACUGAUUUUUUUGCAACAAUCCCCAUUUUAUUUUCCCUUUAUAUUACUAUUCUUAAGCUUAAUUUGAUUCUUUUCUCCUUCCUUUUUCAUUUGGGUUACGAGCCAUGGAUACCGAGUUUCUCCGAACCCUAGAUCGCCAAAUUCUUUUAGGUGUCUUCAUCGCUUUCGUCGCCGCCGGUGCUGGUGCUGCUUAUUUUCUUACAUCCUCCAAGAAACGCAGAGUGUGCUUGGAUCCAGAGAAUUUCAAGGAGUUCAAGCUUGUUAAGAAAAAUCAACUUAGUCACAAUGUGGCCAAGUUCAUUUUUGAACUCCCAACUUCUACCUCUGUGUUGGGUCUUCCCAUUGGACAACACAUCAGUUGCAGGGGAAAGGAUGGUCAAGGAGAGGAUGUUAUUAAGCCAUACACCCCGACUACCUUAGACUCAGACGUUGGACGUUUCGAACUUGUCAUUAAGAUGUAUCCGCAAGGAAGGAUGUCUCAUCAUUUCAGGGAGAUGCGUGUUGGAGACUAUCUUGCCGUUAAGGGACCAAAGGGUAGGUUCAAGUAUCAACCAGGUCAGUUUAGGGCAUUUGGAAUGCUUGCUGGAGGUUCAGGCAUCACUCCUAUGUUCCAAGUCGCUAGAGCAAUUCUAGAAAACCCAACAGACAAGACAAAGGUGCAUCUCAUUUACGCCAAUGUCACAUACGAAGACAUUCUCUUAAAGGAAGAAUUGGAGGGUCUUACCGCCAAUUACCCAGAUCAAUUCAAAAUCUACUAUGUUUUGAAUCAGCCUCCGGAAAUAUGGGAUGGUGGUGUUGGAUUUGUAUCAAAGGAAAUGAUUCAGACUCAUUGCCCUGCACCGGCAUCUGAUAUUCAGAUCCUAAGAUGCGGGCCACCGCCGAUGAACAAGGCCAUGGCUGCAAACCUUGAAGCUCUGGGAUACUCUCUGGAGAUGCAAUUCCAGUUCUGAUCUGAAUCUCUUCUUUUGAUUGCUCGAAAACGGAACUCAUAAUAAGUUGGUUACAAUCCCACAUAUCAGAGUUGUGUCUUAACUGAGUUAGAGUUGUAUUUUCUGUUGCGUUAGCCCACUUGAAAGUUUCCAUUGAUUGGUUUACGAAUUGGUUAGACAUUUUGGUUUACGUAUACCGGUUUGGUGCAAAUAUUUGAUGCUGGAUAGUGGAUAGUGAGUGGCGACAUACUGACA